AUGACAACCGCGCAACUCGCCUGCACGUACGCCGCGCUCAUCCUCAGCGCGUCCGGCAAGACCGAUGCCGACUCUAUCUGCGCCGUGACGAAGGCCGCUGGCGUCGAGGUGAGCCACGGCAUGGCCGCCGCCUUUGCCAACGCCCUCGCCUCCGUCAACGUGAGCGAGGUGCUUGGCAGCAUCAGCUUUGGCGGUGCGGCCGCUGGUGGCCCUGCUGCCCCCGCUGCCGCUGCUGCGAGCGGCGCGGCCCCGGCUGCGGCGGCCGCGAAGGAGGAGCCCGAGGAGGAGGCAGACGACGACAUGGGCUUUGGUCUGUUCGACUAA
Messenger RNA from Leishmania mexicana MHOM/GT/2001/U1103, 324 nucleotides. Its product is annotated as putative 60S acidic ribosomal protein. NCBI's taxonomy places the organism in Eukaryota, Euglenozoa, Kinetoplastea, Trypanosomatida, Trypanosomatidae. The transcript has a single exon. Gene Ontology annotation, molecular function: ribonucleoprotein complex binding; structural constituent of ribosome; protein kinase activator activity. Gene Ontology annotation, cellular component: ribosome; cytosolic large ribosomal subunit. Bases 1 to 324 code for a protein of 107 amino acids. The record is from RefSeq and is a predicted model, not a curated record. Gene Ontology annotation, biological process: translational elongation; cytoplasmic translation.